Molecule: messenger RNA, 3243 nt
Organism: Coniosporium apollinis CBS 100218
Lineage: Eukaryota; Fungi; Ascomycota; Dothideomycetes
Product: glycine dehydrogenase
Exons: 2
Coding region: 1-3243 (1080 amino acids)
Biological process (GO): glycine decarboxylation via glycine cleavage system
Cellular component (GO): glycine cleavage complex; mitochondrion
Molecular function (GO): glycine dehydrogenase (decarboxylating) activity; glycine binding; pyridoxal phosphate binding
Source: RefSeq, a predicted model, not a curated record
AUGCAAAUUUCGAGCGUCAAGGCUAGUAUCCAUGCCGGUCGCCUAUUGUCAUGCAUUCGCACAACCUUAGCUCGGCCACAACGACCAUUCCCCUCGAGCAUCGUCUGCAAGCGCGUCUCAGGAUGUCGAAGCUUCACAUCUUCCGCCACGCGGACCUUCUACUCCAGCUCAACGGCGGACACCUCAGGCGGCGAGCCUCAAAGCGGAGACGAGGCGGCAUCGUCGCAGUCCCCGUUCGCACCCCUCGAUACCUUCGUACAUCGCCAUGUUGGGCCUUCUCCUACUACCGCUGAGCAGAUGCUCAAGGCCCUUGACCCUCCAGUAGACACGUUGGACGACUUCGUGAAGCAGGUCCUGCCUGCCGACAUACUAUCAUCGAAAGAUCUGAAGCUUGGGUCAACUGCUGGUAACGAGCGUAGCAGGGCUCAGGACGCUGAGGAGGGUAUGAGCGAGUCUCGGUUGCUGCAUACCUUGCAGCGUAUUGCCAACUCCAACAAACUGUUCCAACACAACAUUGGCUGCGGUUAUGCGAAUACUAAAGUGCCCGCGGUAAUCCAGAGGAAUGUUCUCGAGAAUCCGGCGUGGUAUACAAGUUACACCCCGUAUCAGCCAGAAAUUAGUCAAGGACGGUUGGAGUCGCUUCUGAACUUCCAGACCAUGGUCACGGAUCUCACGGCCUUGCCAGUUGCAAAUGCAUCACUCCUGGACGAGCCCACUGCCGCCGCUGAGGCUAUGACCCUCUCCUUCAGCGCCUGGCCAAUAUCUAAACAGAAAAAGCCAAACAAGGUCUACUUCGUAUCUCAUCUCUGUCAUCCUCAAACUAUAGCUGUGCUCCAGUCCCGUGCUGAUGGAUUCGGCAUAGAGAUCAAGGUUGGCGAUGUGCUGCAGGAUGGAGGUAAGCAGGUAAAAGAGAUUGGCGAUAGCUUAAUCGGGGUCCUGGCGCAGUAUCCAGAUACCGAAGGCGGGGUUGAAGAUUUCAGAGGACUUUCAGAGAUCGUACACAAGGUUGGAGGCACAUUCAGUGUAGCUACUGAUCUCCUUGCACUCACUCUUCUGACACCCCCUGGAGAAUUUGGAGCGGAUGUUGCCUUCGGAAAUGCGCAGCGAUUCGGCGUUCCGCUUGGCUACGGAGGUCCUCAUGCAGCCUUCUUUGCUUGUAGUGAGAAACACAAGAGGAAGAUACCCGGUCGACUGGUCGGCCUGUCGAAAGACAGGUUGGGCGAUCACGCAGCAAGGUUGGCGUUACAGACUCGAGAACAACACAUUCGCAGAGAGAAGGCAACGAGUAAUGUUUGCACUGCCCAGGCCUUAUUGGCAAACAUGAGCGCAUUCUACGCCAUUUAUCAUGGCCCAUCCGGUCUGAAGGCUAUUGCUGAGAAAACCAUGUUCUCUGCAAGAGUCCUUCAAAAGCUCAUCUCCGAACUUGGCUAUCGCACAGGGAAGCGCGGCAAGUUAGAUAACCAACCCAUUCCUUUCGAUACCUUCGUUGUUGAGACGGGGGCGGAGACCAAGAAGAUAAUGGAACAUGCUGUCUCCAAAUAUCAAGUAAACUUGCGAAUGCUCGAUGACAGCCACAUCGGUAUUUCUAUCGACGAAGAGACGGAGAUGCUCCAGCUCAAAAGGAUUGCAAAUAUCUUUCAGGAUUUCAAGCCUGAGCAAGAGCGCCGCUCCCUCGAAAGCCUCGCCCAGGACCUGGGGGCAGCCGCCACAACGGUGCAAUCUUUCAAACGCGAAUCAGCAUAUCUAACACAUCCAGUGUUCAACUCUCACCAUUCCGAGACCGAGCUCCUGCGGUACAUUUACCACCUACAGUCCAAGGAUCUGUCCCUCGUCCAUUCGAUGAUACCGCUCGGCUCUUGCACCAUGAAGCUCAAUGCUACCACCGAGAUGAUCCCAAUCUCAUGGCCCCAGUUCUCUCGUAUCCACCCAUUCGCGCCAGCAUGGCAGGCUGAAGGGUAUAAGCAGCUGAUUGGCGAGCUAGAGCAUGAUUUGGCAGAGAUCACCGGCUUCGAUGCUGUGUCACUCCAGCCGAAUUCUGGUGCCCAGGGCGAGUUUACUGGUCUCCGCGUCAUCCGCAAAUACCUGGAGGAGCAGCCCGGCAAGAAGCGGGAUAUCUGCCUUAUCCCCGUCUCCGCCCAUGGAACCAACCCCGCCAGCGCAGCAAUGGCAGGCAUGCGCGUCGUGGCCAUCAAAUGCGAGCAAGGCACGGGGAAUCUCGACAUGGGCGACCUGCGCGCUAAGUGUGAAAAGCACAGCGAGGAACUCGGAGCUAUCAUGAUCACGUAUCCCAGCACCUUCGGCGUCUUCGAACCCAAGAUCAAAGAGGUGUGCGAGCUGGUGCAUCAGCAUGGCGGACAGGUCUACAUGGACGGCGCGAACAUGAACGCCCAAAUCGGUCUGUGCUCGCCCGGCGAGAUCGGCGCCGACGUCUGCCAUCUCAAUCUGCACAAGACCUUUUGUAUCCCUCAUGGCGGCGGUGGACCCGGCGUUGGGCCCAUCGGCGUGAAGGAACAUCUAGCGCCUUACCUUCCAGGCCACCCGCUCAUCAAAACCGGCGGCGAGAAAGCCAUCGCACCCGUCAGCGGGGCGCCGUGGGGCUCUGCAAGUAUCCUCCCCAUCAGCUGGGCUUAUAUCAAGAUGAUGGGCGGGCGUGGGUUGACGCACGCAACCAAGAUCACGCUGCUAAAUGCCAACUAUAUCCUCUCUCGCCUGAAGCCUCACUACCCAAUCUUGUACACCAACGCCAACGGCCGCUGUGCGCACGAGUUUAUCCUCGACGUACGCAAGUUCAAGGAGACGUCCGGGAUCGAAGCCAUCGAUGUCGCGAAAAGACUCCAAGACUACGGAUUCCAUGCUCCGACGAUGUCGUGGCCGGUGGCGAAUACGCUCAUGAUUGAGCCGACGGAGAGUGAGAGCAAGGAGGAGUUGGAUAGGUUCUGCGAUGCUCUCAUUAGCAUCAGGAAGGAGAUCCAGGAAGUGGAGGAGGGAAAGAUGCCCAGAGAGGGCAACGUGUUGAAGAUGGCACCACAUAGCUUGAAGGACUUGAUGAGGGAUGAGUGGGAUAGACCGUAUAAGAGGGAGGUGGCGGCGUACCCACUUCCAUGGUUGAGGGAGAAGAAGUUCUGGCCGUCGGUCACGAGGUUGGAUGAUGCUUAUGGCGACAUGAACCUCUUCUGCACCUGCGCUCCGGUGGAACCGGAAGACUCGGAUAUUACCGGGGCUGCGGCCCCAAUGCCGACUUGA